AUGUCCGUCCUACCCCCACGAAGUUAUCGUGCUAGUCGAUAUCCAGUAUCCAGACCUAGAUUCGUUCCUAGACCACCAGUAGCCGGUGGUGUUGGUGCCGGACUAGGUGCAGGUGCUGCAGCUGGUGGCCUAGCUGGUUUGAUCGGUGGUCUAGGUGUACCAUUACUUUGCCUUGGAUGUCUAUGUGCAAUAGCCAUUUUGGGACUCUUUGCGACCAUGAUAGGUGCUGCAGCCUAUAUGAACGCAAUUCAAAGUCAAAUUCGUAAAAAUGUUCAAGGUGCUGGAACGACGAUUGAACUUAAUAUUGUAGUUCUUUUAUGUACACUUCUCUGUUCGAUUUAUGUGUUGACAAAAUAUCGACGAGGUGGUGCUCUUAGUUGUUGA
Molecule: messenger RNA, 384 nt
Organism: Rotaria sp. Silwood2
Lineage: Eukaryota; Metazoa; Rotifera; Eurotatoria; Philodinida; Philodinidae
Source: the annotation of a GenBank genome assembly